CCAGCCGCAUGGUGGCUGCUCUCGGGAGCCAUAGCUCUUUUUCAUUAUUACGCAGCUGCGCGUCUCCAUGAGUCCUCUCUCUCCCAUCACUCUCAGCUGCGGGGCGGAGGGCCGGCGAGGAGGACACCGAGAGCUUGGAGCGCGGCCGGAGAUGGACACGGUGGUCUUUGCGGAUGUGGCUGUGAACUUCACCCGGGAAGAGUGGGCUUUGCUGGAUGGUGCUCAGAGGAAGCUCUACAGAGAAGUGAUGCUGGAGACCUGCCGGAACCUGGCCUCCGUGGAUUAUUACAGUGAAAUUAAAACCGGUGAGUCACGUUCUCAAUGGAUGUUUUUGGACAAUAAUAUGUCCAAUGAAGGAAAAACAGUGAGAUUUCUAAGAAUUGAUUCUCGAUCAGUUAUUGGAGAAAACAAGUUGAUGAAUAAUAAUGGAAAUCGUCAGCUAACCCAGGAGACUCCUUUUAGAAAUCUUUUGCCGGAGAGGCUCUGUAAAGCUAAUGAAGAUGAUCAAUGUGUACAUACCCUGAACAACGUUACAUCUCUUUCUGUGUGUGAGAAGUGCCCAAGUAGAGUUCAACCUUGUGAAUACACUCAGUCUGGGAAAGUCCUCCUGGAAUGUUCUUUCUUUCAGAAUCAGGAAAGAUGUCAAACAGGGUCUACAUUGCAUCUGUGUGAGGAAUGUGGGCAAGCUGGCAGGUGUAUCUUAUGCCUAAGCUCUCACGUGGGAACAGACCUUGUAGAGAAACCCUGUAUAAUUCAGGAUAGUGAGAGAGUGUGCAAGAAAUCUGUGAAGAACCUCUGUGGUGAGAAAUCUUUUUUCCAGUGUAGCAAAUGUGGAAAAGCUUUCAGUUGUUCCUCCUCCCUUCAAGCACAUGUGAGGAUGCACGUUGGAGACAAACCCUAUGAAUGUGACCAGUGUGGCAAAGCCUUUAGCUUUCCUUCAGUCCUGCAUGAACAUGUUAGAAUCCACACCGGCGAGAAACCGUAUGUGUGUAAAGAGUGUGGGAAAGGAUUUAAGAUUUCCAGAGUACUGCGAGACCAUGUGAAAACGCACAGUGGGGAGAAACCCUACGAAUGUAAGGAGUGUGGGAAAGCCUUCAGCCUUUCGUAUUGUCUUCGAAGCCAUUUGAUCACACACAGUGGGGUGAAAGCCUAUAAAUGUAAGGAGUGUGGAAAGGCCUUCAGUUUUCAGUCCACCCUUCGAAGACAUGAAAUAACACACUCUGGGGAGAAACCAUAUGCAUGUGAGCAGUGCGGGAAAGCCUUCAGUAAACGCUGCAGCCUUAAGUCACAUUUGCGGACACACACUGGCGAGAAGCCCUAUGAAUGUAAGGUGUGUGGGAAAGCCUUCAGUUUUUCAUCUUCUCUUAGAAGCCAUGUGAGAAUUCACAGCGGGGAGAAACCCUAUGAAUGUAAGGAGUGUGGAAAGGCCUUCACUGUUCUAUCCACCCUUCGAAUGCAUGCGAGAACACACACUGGGGAGAAACCCUAUGAAUGUGAGCAGUGCGGGAAAGCCUUCAGUCAGCGAUGGAGCCUUAAAUCACAUUUCAGAAAACACACUGGCGAGAAACCCUAUGAAUGUGAGCAGUGUGGGAAUUCCUUCAGUUUUCUUUCCAACCUUCGAAUGCAUGUGAGAACACACAGUUGGGAGAAACCCUAUGAAUGUGAGCAGUGUGGGAAAGCCUUCAGUCAGCGAUGCAGCCUUAAAACACAUUCGAGAAUACACACUGGGGAGAAACCCUAUGAAUGUCAGCAAUGUGACAAAGCCUUCUGUGCGCCAUCGUCCCUUUAUAGACAUGUGGGAAGGCACCGGAGGGAGACCCCUAUGAAUGUCAGCAAUGUGGUCACGUUCUCAGCUUUCACUACUCCCUUAAAGAACAUGUGAGGACACACAGUGGGGGGAGAAUGUGGGAAUGUCGGCAGUGUGGGAAAGCUUUAAAUUGUCAGUCUUUCCUCAAAGUACAUGUGAGAAUGCCCAAUGGGGAGAAACCUUAUGAAUGUAGAAAAUGUGG
This is a messenger RNA of Rhinolophus ferrumequinum (greater horseshoe bat), 2009 nucleotides long. RefSeq names its product zinc finger protein 77. NCBI's taxonomy places the organism in Eukaryota, Metazoa, Chordata, Mammalia, Chiroptera, Rhinolophidae. The transcript has 4 exons. Gene Ontology annotation, biological process: negative regulation of transcription by RNA polymerase II; regulation of immune system process; regulation of cytokine production. The record is from RefSeq and is a predicted model, not a curated record. Bases 68 to 1882 code for a protein of 604 amino acids.